Molecule: messenger RNA, 1695 nt
Organism: Plasmodium relictum
Lineage: Eukaryota; Apicomplexa; Aconoidasida; Haemosporida; Plasmodiidae
Product: regulator of chromosome condensation, putative
Exons: 1
Coding region: 1-1695 (564 amino acids)
Source: RefSeq, a predicted model, not a curated record
AUGUAUGCACAUUUUUCUAGAUUAUUUAUAAUUGGGUUAAAUAGUUAUUACUUAAUUAAAAGGAAAGAUAAAAUAUAUUUUUGUGAAGAUAAACUGGUUGAAAGAGUUUUUUUAUUUGGAGAUAGACGUUCUUUAAUUAAAGAUACUAAGGAAAAUGGAGAAGCACAAUUUUUUGAAAAAAAUAAAAUAAAAGUAAAAAAAAUAACAUUCGGUAAUUGUAUAGGUAGCUGUAUAACAGAAAAUGAUGAUAUUUACAUAUGGGGAUCCUAUGAAAAUGAAGAAAGCAACGAACAGAUUUAUAUUAACCCAGUAAAAUUAAGCAUCAACGAGAUUAUUAGUGAUGUUCAGUUUUCAAAUAACGAUAUAUAUUUAAUGAGUAAAAAAGGUGAAUUAAAAAUUAUACGAAACUAUAAGAAUUGUUUAAAAACUAGGGAAUUUAUAAUUGAAAAUUUCUAUAAAUGCAAAAAUAGUUUUUUUAGGUGUGAAAGAAUAAUAAAAUUAAGUGUGAAUAAGUUCCACCUAGCUUUUGUUACAAACAAAGGUAAUAUUUAUUGUUCAGGAAAUAAUUUUUAUGGGCAAUGUGCAAAAGAACCAUCUUUUAAAAAUAAUUCAAAUUUAAAUUAUAAUUUCGACUUUUUAAAUAAUAUUCACAACCCGUUAAACACACUAUAUAGCACUCAUAGAAACAGUAUUAAAAAUGAUUACGAUAUUAAAAAGGAAAAUGAUUUACCAAAAAAAAAUGACGAUUAUGAUAUAAAUUAUUCUAAUAAAAUGGAAGAGAAAAAUAGUAAAAUAAAUACGUAUUUAAAUAGUACUAAUUUAGAAGUAGUUAACAUAAAUAAUAAAUUAAAAAAAAAAAAUAACUUAGAUAAUGGUAAUGAAAUUGAUUUUAUGGUUAUUAAUGAAAAUAAUAAAGAAAAAGAAAAUUUUAAUUAUUUUACUAUAAAGAAGAAUGAAGAAAAUUUAAAUGAUCUAAAUAAUUAUGUUGAUAUUAAUAAAGUAGAAUUUAAAGAAAAAACAAAGAUUAUUGAUGUUUCAUGUGGUGUAAAUCAUACUUUGUGUUUAGAUGAUAAAAAUAAUAUUUAUAGCUUUGGAGAUGAUAGUAAAAUUCAAUUAGGAUUAGGAGAAAGUAGAACAAAUAAAAAUUCUUUAACAGGAACAAAAUGGAAAGAUCAAAUAAAACUUGGUUAUUCAUCAUUAACAAAAAAUUUAGCUAAUUAUUCUUUUUAUGAUAGGCAUAUACAAAGUAUUCCACAAAAAAUUCUAAGAAAAAUUAAUGAUACUGAAAUUAUUAAUGAUGUAUAUAAAAUUAAUGCAGGUGCAAAUUUUUCUAUGAUCUAUUCAAAUGAUAGACUCGGAAAACAAUUAUUCUGUUUUGGAGAUAAUAUUUAUUUUCAGUGUGGUAGGCAUUUAGGUAAGCAUCAACAAACCUUAUCUACUGUAAAAUUACCUAAUAACGAAAUAAAAGAUUUUUCAUGUGGUGAUAGGCAUUGCUUGUUAAAUUUAAAUAAUAAACUUUAUGGAUGGGGAUAUAAUAAUAAUAAUCAGAUUUCACCAUUUAAAAAUAAAGGUAUAAUUAAUUAUCCAUUAUAUAUUUUUUCUGAAAAAUAUUAUCCAGGUAACAUUAAUAUAAAAUAUUUGAAUGCUAAAUACGAUAACUCUGCCAUCAUAAUAACACAUAAAAGCUGUGAAUAA